AUGAAAAUUUUAAAGGAAUUGCAUAAUUGUGAAAAUAGUGAAGAUGAGAGAAUAGUUGAAAUGGGCAAGCAAAUAAAGACAAAGUUCGACAAAUAUUGGGGUUCAUUAAACAAGAUGAAUGUGAUGCUAUUUGUAGCAGUUUUUCUAGACCCUAGAUACAAGUUGGAUUACAUUAAAGCCGAAUACAUUAUUUAUUAUUCUGAAAGUGAGGCCAAACUUUUGGUUGAUAAAGUGGUAAAUGCUUUGAAAGAAAUGUUGAAUGAAUAUAUGAGUUCAAAUGAUCAAGCAUGUAUGGGUGAUAAUGGUUUUGGUCAAAGUGCUAAUGUUGAAAAAUGUGAUAAGGCAAUGAUAGAAGAAGAUGAAAAGAUUGAAGAUUACUUUAUUCAAAUGGAGGAGCAAAAGUUGGCUUCUGAAUCUGAGUUGGAUAGAUAUUUAUAG
Molecule: messenger RNA, 438 nt
Organism: Hevea brasiliensis (rubber tree)
Lineage: Eukaryota; Viridiplantae; Streptophyta; Magnoliopsida; Malpighiales; Euphorbiaceae
Product: zinc finger BED domain-containing protein RICESLEEPER 1-like
Exons: 1
Coding region: 1-438 (145 amino acids)
Molecular function (GO): DNA binding
Source: RefSeq, a predicted model, not a curated record